UCGUAGCUCAUGGAGCAGUAGUACAGGAUGGCCGCCCGCCUCCCUUCUGCCAGUCUCUGCCGCUGUCUCCUUCUUCUCUCCCUCCUGGUGCUGUCCCGGACUGGGCUUUCUCGGGCCACUGCCUCAGUCCUCCGAGCCAAGGAUAGCAGGGAGGCAUCUGAAGGCACCAUUUCCUGGGAUGAAGACGUCCUGAAAUGGUGGGGAGAAUGGAGCUCCUGGUCCACAUGCUCACGAACCUGUGGAAGAGGGGUAAUGUCCCGGGAGCGACACUGCCUCCAGCAGAGGCUUCUCACAUCUCAGGGAACAAGCAAUGUCAUGUGUACAGGCCAGUCCAAGGACUACCAUCUUUGCCAUCAACAGCCUUGCCCAGCAAACUCAGACAGCUUUAAGCAACAGCAGUGUGCCUUUUUCAAUGGCAAAGCCUUUGGAAAACACCACUACCACUGGAUCCCUCUAUACCCAGAUGAUUACAUCAGCAUCUCCAAUAGACCAUGUGACCUCCAGUGUACCACCAAGAGUGGGGAGAGGCAGCUAAUGGUACAAGCACGAGAUGGGACCUCUUGCAAAGACCGGAUGUAUCAAGGAGUCUGCAUCAAUGGCCAGUGUGAGCCAGUUGGGUGUGAUGGUGGCCUCCACUCCUUCCAGACGAUGGACAGGUGCCGGGUUUGUGGCGGAGAUGGCAGUACAUGUUACCGAGUUUCAGGGAGCUUCCGAAAAGGGAUCUCACAGUUAGGUUACGUAUUUGUCACCAAUAUCCCUCUUGGUGCCACCGAUAUCCUUAUCAUCGAGCGCAGGAAGACGGAAAACAUCCUUGCACUGGCAGAUGAAGCUGGGCAUUUCUUCAUCAAUGGGAACUAUGCUGUGGACCCUCCUCAGAACUUCCGAGUGGCUGGAACUGUGUUUAAGUACCGGCGCCCACCUAGCUUGCACUCUGAAGGGCUGGAGUACAUCAUUGCCCAGGGCCCCACCAACCAGUCCUUGAAUGCCAUGUAUUAUAAUUUCAAUGGGAAGGUACCUCACAUAUCUUAUGACUUUACGGUGCCCAGGGUUCAGGUGCUAGCUCUCCGCACAGCCUCUCCAGCUCCAGCGCCUCCCCUUUCUCUCCAUGGCCCAGAUUCCUAUGGACAUCAGAACCAGGAUUUUGAUCCACUUGAGCCUGGGCCCACUGCUGACUUCAAUGCCACUUGGAUCUCUGCCAUCUCCCCAGGGAAGGUGGAUGGCCAGAUCUCACUGGGAGGAGACACCAGGAAGAUCAGUUUGGGCUACAGAAGCUUUGUCCAAAGGAAUACAGCUGCUGUUCAGCCUGCAGGUUGGGGCCAGUCCUUGGGAGACGGGGAAGAGAAGCUUCAUUUCCAGGUAGAACAAGCAUAUCCUACCACCAGGGGAGGAGAAGCAGAGAUGGCAACUAUUGGUGGAGAAGCAGACUUGGCCUUCCAAUGGAGUCAGAUUUCUACCAGCACUGCCAUUCCAUACCCCAUGACUGGUCUGGGGCUCCUGGAGAGGGGGCGGGCUGGAAUGACCCAAUUGCACAUCUUUCGGAAGCUAUGUCACCGGGACUCCCGGAGGUCUGCCUUCUGCCAAAAACUUCAGCAGCUUACUGCUCCAUUGCGUUGGAGAAGUCCAACCCUAGAGCCACUGAUCCAGUCAACCAAAGAAUGGCAGGAAGGACCAUCCCAAAUACCCACCUCUAAGGCCUUUCUAGAGGAUUUGCUAAAAGCCGAGGCAGUAGGCAAACAAGGAGAGGAGGAAGUGGUUUUUGUGAGCCCCACCCUGAUAGCUGCUGAACACAGCCCUGCAUCUGAUUCAGGCUUCCAGGUGGGCUUAGGCUCUGAACUUCAGGCAGAACCCCUCCAGUCCCCUGGCAUGGAGAGCAAUGAUUUUAACGUGAAUCCUCCUGGUCAUGAUGACAUCAGCCGGGCUGAUAUGUAUCGCUGGAAGGUCUCUGCUCAGGCCCCCUGCAGCUCCACCUGUACCUCUGCAGGUAUCAGUGCCUCCUAUGCCAUGUGUGUGCGUUACGAUGGAGUGGAGGUGGAGGAGGCCUACUGUGAUGCUGUGACCCGUCCAGAGCCUGCCUAUGAGCUCUGCACAGGGAGGGAUUGCCAACCCAGGUGGGAGACAAGCCGAUGGAGCGAGUGUUCGAGGACUUGCGGGGAGGGGCAUCAGGCCCGCACAGUCAGGUGCUGGAGGAUGCUGGCUCCUGGCUUUGACAGCUCAGUCUAUGAUGAGUUAUGUGUGGCAGCUGGGCUGGCAAGGCCUGUGGAAAAGAAGGCGUGCAGGAACAAGGCCUGUGGCCCCCAGUGGGAACUGUCGGAGUGGUCUGAGUGUUCAGCUCGAUGUGGUGGGCAGGGGACCAUGAGGAGAGAGGUGCGCUGCUCUGUGGGGUUGUCGCUGUGUAAUGAGACCACGAGACCAGUCAGUGAGAAGGAGUGCCUGGGUCCACCCUGUGACCGGCAGUGGACUGCUUCUGACUGGGGACCGUGCUCAGGUGCCUGUGGUGAGGGACGGAUGAGCCGAAUCAUCUCAUGUCGAAAUUUGGAGGGGAAGGUGAUCUCAGGUUCCCAGUGUGACUUGGCCACAAAGCCCCUUGCUGUUUACCCCUGUGGGGGCUGGAACUGUCCUGCCCACUGGGUGGAACAAGGGUGGGAACAGUGCAAUGCCAGCUGUGGCCGAGGGGUAAAGGUCCGGAAGGUGCUGUGUGCAGGAUUAGAGAAUGGAGUAUACCAUGAGUACCCCGAAGGGCACUGUGAUGCUUCCCAGAAACCUGAGGUACAGGCCCCUUGUUUCAAGAGACCCUGUUCCAUCUGGUUCACCACCGCUUGGUCUCAGUGCAGUAAGACUUGUGGUGUGGGGCUGAAACUACGAGAGGUCAAAUGUUACCAAGGAGAGGAGUUGGGCCAGGGAUGUGACCCGAAUUCCAAGCCUGAGGCCAAGCAGACAUGCCAGGUCCAGCUAUGUCCUACGGAGGUGCCAGAUGAAGACUGUGAGGACAAGGCCACAGCCAACUGUGCCCUGGUGCUGAAGGUGAAGCUGUGCACACACUGGUACUACCGAAAGGCCUGUUGUGGUGCCUGCCGGGGGAAAGCUCUCUGACUGGCCAGAGGGCUGGGCUGUGACCUGUUUCUCGACAGCUGGUGGGUGUGAAAGAAAGGAUUCUCCUUGCAGCCUUUCCCACAAAAAGCAAACCUGUUUCUCUAGGAUCAUAACGCAUAGAUUUAGAGUGGAAGGGACCUUAGAGGCCAACUCCCCAUUUUACAGAUGAGGAAACUGAGGCACAUAGCAGUGAAGUGACUUGCCCAGGGGAUUCAAACCCAGCUUUCCCUGACUUUGAGUCUGGUGCCCUAUCCACUACUCUGUGCUGCUUUAUAAACUAUGCUUCCUCUCUAGUUGUUUUUUUUUUAAACUAGCAAGGUCUUGGAGGCAUCUAUCUCCUUCCUUUUAAAGCUCCCUUGAUAGGCUGCCUGUUGCUAGAGCCCUAUCUGUUUGUCUUUUUCCAAGGACCUUGUUCUCUUACCUUUCCUUCAACAGCUUGGAAAUAAUGAACCUGGAUCAUUGGGUUUCAUGGGGUACUAGUGGGGGUGGUGGCUAUGGCCUGGAGUCACCCGGGGAGAAAUACAAGAGGCUAAGUGACAAGAGGAAAGGAACGGAAGAAGAUCUGCCUCUUGUGGUUCCCUGCCCCACGUCCCCUUGCCCCCAUUCCACAGCUUUUGUAACCUCUAGUUGCAAGCUCAGUUUCACAUCUUCAAAGCCCCAUUUCGCAAUUAAACAAUGGAUCUCAUUUGGGUGUGAGGCUGUGAGUGUGUUAAUGGGGAGGAGGAAAUGGGUGAGAACAGACUGGUGGGUUGAUGUGUUAAGAGUGGGAGGUUUUGUGGUGGUGAAAAGGGCUCCAAGUGUGGGGGCAGGGGAUCCCAAUUCAACCCAGGCCAAAGCAAACCCUCUCCCCUCCAGUGAACCUCGAAGGACGCAGGCCAGGGCUCUUCUUGUAUUUCAAAUUCUGAAUUUAUUUCUGAUGUCUAACCUGGAUUCACAUCCAAGUUCACAAAGAUGCAGAACAAGGAGAUGAGACAUCUGGAACUGGGGGACCGAGGAGGACAGGACUGAGGCCCUGCGGUGGUCCCCAGGUCUUUUCUACUCAUUUAGGAACUGGCUUGAAAAGUGUAAAAAAUAUUUGCGGAGGAAUUGAGCAGAAUUCUUUAGCUCAUCUGCACCAGGCCAAGAGGAUCCUGGCCUUUUAGUAAGCUGAGUGGAGGCAAAGGAGGGAUGCUCUGGGAGAUGUGGGCAGAGGCGAGGGUGGGCCUGUGCAUGUAUGUGGGGGCACCUGGAUUAAGCUGGUCAUGCUAAUAGGAGGAACAAACAAGCACUUCAUGGUUUAUGGCCCAGAAAAGGUCCCAGAUAAAUUUUGGAGGUGGAAAGCCACAAGGAAGAGUCCCAUAUGUUUAUACAGCGUCAUGUUUUAGGUGCAUCAUCUGGGAGUUUUUUUCCUCAAAGGCAAGAAGAAAAUAUCGAGCGGUUCCUUGACUGGGGGAUGGGAGGACAGGACUACAGAAUGAACAAGACCCUGGUUCUAGUUGGUCAGAGGCUAUUAAGCACUGAUUGUCCCAGUGGCUGAUGUGAGGGAGCGCAGGGCUGGAUAUGUCUGUUAAAGGCGCUCACUUUAGCUGGUUCACACCAGGGGCAGACUAAAUGUGGAGACUCCCAGAGAGAGUGAUGUUUCAGAGUUAAGGUGAAGAACAUUACUAUCUAUAAUUAGCGGGAAAGUCAGGACAUUUCUAUUUCACGUAGGAAUUAAGGAUCUCACCAGAUUUAUCUUAUUGUUUUCUGCUCCCAAACAACACAGGGACCAGCUGAUUGUGUCAAUCAACACAAUUAACAAGAAAUGUCAUUUUAAUCUGAAAAUAUUUAUCAGGUGCCAAGGAAGAAUUUCAGAGAAGAAAAACCUUUUCCUUUUAAAAUGACAAAAUAAAUACGCCUCCCACAGAGUGGAAAUGCUAUCUGGGCCCUCCUCUUCAGCAUUUGCAUCCCGUGGCAAAAGGAGUUCGAGGUUUCUGCCAUUUUUCUUUUUAUUAAAUUGACGGCACUGGACACUGCCCCCACUUCUGAUAACAUAUGGAUUGGGUGAGGUGGGGGCAUAAGAAGUGGGUGUUCAAUAAAAGUGUGAAAUGAAUUGAACUGAAUGAAAUACACAGCAGGGACCUCAGUCAUUCCUUAGUCUGAAGGUAUUCGUAAAAUUUCUCAGGGGUAUCUGCUCUAAAAACACAAGGCCAGUGACAAGGGGUGAACCAGCCUGGAGAUUGCCUCCAGGGCUCAGUGAGAAAACAAGAAAUGGUGAUGUCGCAAAGAGAGGGAGAUUAUGACUGUUGUGUUAGGCUGUGAAGUCUAAUUGCUCAAUGAAUUGAUGUCCUUAGAGUGUUUUGCCAGGUGUGGUGCUGGUCUCAGGGCCUGCCACCUCCGCCUUCCUGGCUGGCAAGUGUGGGUCAAAGGUCCGUAAGUGGUGACAGCUGGUAGUAUUGCAGGAGUGAUGGCUUGUUCCUCUGCUUGUGCUAUCACAGUGGGUUGCUAUGGGGAUCGAUCUACCUCAGUCACUCAACUCGAAUGCGAACUGGAAGUCGCAUGUUGGAGACUGUGAGAUUAUCUCUGUGCACAUCACAGCCUCUUGAAGGAGAUGGUAGCAGAUGUUGUUUGACCUUUUGGUGACUGCUAUGCAUACAUGGGGCUACAGGUCUUUUUUUUUUUUUUUUUUGGUGAGGCAAUUGGGGUUAAGUGACUUGCCCAGGGUCACACAGCUACUAAGUGUUAAGUGUCUGAGGCCAGAU
Dromiciops gliroides (monito del monte) is the source of this 5810-nucleotide messenger RNA. Its product is annotated as ADAMTS-like protein 2. Gene Ontology annotation, molecular function: metalloendopeptidase activity. Gene Ontology annotation, biological process: extracellular matrix organization. The transcript is spliced from 18 exons. Gene Ontology annotation, cellular component: extracellular matrix. NCBI's taxonomy places the organism in Eukaryota, Metazoa, Chordata, Mammalia, Microbiotheria, Microbiotheriidae. The record is from RefSeq and is a predicted model, not a curated record. The coding region runs from base 28 to 3090 and encodes 1020 amino acids.